Meloidogyne enterolobii is the source of this 582-nucleotide messenger RNA. The record is from the annotation of a GenBank genome assembly. Lineage: Eukaryota; Metazoa; Nematoda; Chromadorea; Rhabditida; Meloidogynidae.
AUGGAAUAUAUUUUGUGGAAUCGUAAGGACUUUGAUAUAGUCUAUAAUUGUACAGGAAUUAAUGUAGAUGAUGUUCCUAUUGAAAAAAGAAGAUAUCCAAUAGCUGCAAUUAUUUGUAUAAUACUUGGAUUUAUAUAUUAUCCUCUAUAUUUCCCUUGUCUCUACUCUUUUUGGAAAAAUAGAGCAAAAAAUCCUUGUUAUUUACUGCUAGUUUUUCUUUCAAUUUUGGAUAUGUGUAUACUUUGGGUGCCAAGUUUUGCAUUUGGAAUUUUUAGUUUGAACGGUGAUGUCUACUGUUCUUCACCAAUAUCCACCUACUUUGUUGGUUGUGCCACUUUAUGUAUGUGUUGCAAUAUGAGGGUUAAUAGCAGAGAUCGGAAUUUUGUUCCGUACCAUCCAACCUUAAUUUUGUUUGUCGAUGGUGUAGUGGUUAAGUUGACUGUCUUCGCUCACUUUGGUGUUUUUGGGUUAUGGGAUUGGGGGGUUAAUGGGAUUCAUAAAGAACCUAACGCCCCUGGUCUUUCAAAAUUCUCAAAAUUUUCGCCAGCGACGCUGAAAAAGGAAGUAAUAAUAAUAAUAUAA